AUGAAUAAAAAUGGUAUGGAUAAUGGCAUUUUAGAUAAUUCUGAUAAACAAAAAGUAGUUGAAUCAAAUGACUAUUUAAAAUCAAUAUCACAUAAAAGUGAUAAUAAUGGAAAUGCUGAAAAAUGUGUAGAUGAUUUAUUACAAAAUAAUAGCAUUAAAAACAAUUCAGAUAAACAGAUAAAAAUAGAAGAAGUUUUUACUCUUGAAAUUUUAAUAAAGAUAUUAAGUAAAAUUUGUUUAAAAGGUAAUUAUUGCAUAACAAAAGAUGAUAUAAACAUAACAAAUUGUAAAGUUAUGAUAUUUGAAUCAAAGUAUCAUUUAAGAAAUGCAAAGGAUGAAAGUGAUAAUUUUAUAAAUAUAAUAUUUUAUUUUAUAAAUAAGAACUAUUUAUUUUUUAUAAUAUAUUGUUUAAAUAAAAAAAAUGUUGUCUAUUGUAAUUUUUUUAAUCCUUUAUUGUAUGAAAAAGAAACAAUAGAAGUGUUUAAUUUAUUUUUUAUAAACAACUUUUUUCCACAUAUUAUAUUUGGAUUGAAUAGUGGUAAAGUACUUCUAUAUAACCAUGAAGGAAUGAUAUGUAUGCAUAAUAAAUUUAUUGAUAACAAAAUAAAAAACAUUUUUAUUGAAAAUCAAAAAGAUUAUAUAUUAUUUUUGCAUGACAAUAAUAUAAUAGUAAACUCGAACAUUAAUAUAAUAAGACGUGCAAUAGAAAAGAAUUUGAAGAUUUUACCAUUUGAUUAUAUAUUUAGUAUAAAUAAAAAUAUUUGCAUAAAUCAUAUAAUAUUAAGGUGCGAUAAUUCGAAUGAUUUUUUUAAAAAAGAUGUGUACUCGAUGUAUAAUAAAGAUGAUUUAAUGUGUUAUAUAAAUAAUAGCAUUAAUAGUAUUCCUAAUAACAAUAAUAAUAAUAUUAAUUACAUAGUUACAUCAAAAAAUAUAACAUUAUCUAUUUUUAAUAUUGUAAAACAAAAUAACCAAAACGAAUUCAUAAGUAAAAAAGAGAACUUCAGUAUAUCUCAAAAAAUAAGUUCUAAAAUAAAUAAUAUCAUAAAAAAUAUAUUUACAAAAAGAAGUGAAAGUAACGAUAUGAGUGCAUUAAACAAUAAUAGCAGUACAAUAGACAUACUUAACUCAAAUGUUGUUCACUGUUUUAAUGAUCCUAAAAGAAAUAUAUUAGAUAUUUGCAUAUGCCCCUGGAAUCCUUAUUUAAUAUUAGCUUUAGAUAAUCUUGGAAGAAUAUCUUUAUAUAAUAUAUCGACAUUAAAUAUUUUAUAUAUUUGGAAAAGUUACAGAUUAGCUUUUAUGUCAUUUGUAGAAAAAAUAAAUUCUCCAAACGAUCAGAAGCCUUUUCAUGAUUUAGAUUCUAAUUAUUUUGAUAAAGGAAUACUAUUUUAUUUAAAAUCAAGAAAUUUAAUUGAAAUAUGGGAUUUUAAAACAUUGAAUAAAGUAUAUAGUAUAAGGACAUAUGAAGACCCCACGCUUUUAAAAAUUUUUUUUGAUGAUAACAAUUCACCAAACAAAAUUCUCCUUUUUAAUUCAAAUCAUCAUGUAUUUUUAAUGAAUACAAAAUUUGAAUUAUUUCAUUUAAAAUGGAUAUAG
Molecule: messenger RNA, 1593 nt
Organism: Plasmodium relictum
Lineage: Eukaryota; Apicomplexa; Aconoidasida; Haemosporida; Plasmodiidae
Product: conserved Plasmodium protein, unknown function
Exons: 1
Coding region: 1-1593 (530 amino acids)
Biological process (GO): regulation of GTPase activity
Source: RefSeq, a predicted model, not a curated record